AAACUUUUAGUGACACAUGUACUGUGGGUGUCCAUACAUGAGCAGAGGUACCAGAGCAGAAACGCAAACAUGAGGAUGCACACACUUUUGUCCGCAACUCUGCUGGGCCUGCUGCUGUGGGCCUCCUGCAUCCGGGCCGACGACACAGACGCCAAACAGACAGAAACACAAGAAGACGCAUCGAAGGAGACGACCGAAGAGAAUCCAGGAGAGGAGGAGGACACCAAAGAGCCACCAAAGAAAGAGAAAACAACGGAGAUAGAGGAGGAGAAAGAUGUGAUGGUUCUCCACAUCAACAAUUUUGCCAGAGCACUCAGCGAGAAUCAGUAUCUACUGGUUGAAUUCUGUAAGAGAGGCGGGCCCCUCUUCAGCAAAAGGGGGGGAGGAAAAAAAAAAAAAAAAAAAAGCGGGGCCUGUUUUCCCCCCCAACCAAGCGACGAUGCGUUGGCCAAAGUGGACGCCACAGUAGAGACGGAGCUGGCCGAAGAGUUUGACAUCGGAGGCUUCCCAACUCUGAAACUGUUUGUAAACGGAGACCGCAAGCAGCCUGUCGACUACACUGGUAAGAGGACAACAAAUGGAAUAAUCCAGUGGAUGAAGCGCCGUGCAGGCCCCGGUGCUCCAGUGCUCGACUCUGCAGACUCUGCAGCUCAGUUCAUCGAUUCCCAAAAUAUCACUGUUGUAGGAUUCUUUGAUAAUCUGGAAAGUGAGGCGGCUAAGGUGUUCAAGGAGCUUGCUUUACAGAUUACUGAAACAGAGUUUGCUGUGUCAGCGAGUCCGGAGGUUUUCCAGAAGUAUGAAGUAAAAGCCAACUCAGUGGUGCUCUUCAAAAAGUUUGAUGACGGCAGAGCAGACUUUUCAUUGUCAGAAGAUGGGAAGCUGGACAAAACAAAUCUGACCACCUUCAUCAAGGUCAACAGCCUGGAGCUGAUCAUCCCAUUCAGCAAGGAGAGUGCAGAUAAGAUCUUCACCUCCAGCAUCCUCCUGCACAGCCUGCUGAUCAUCAACUCCUCUGUGGAGAGUCAGAAAGCCAUAUUGGACGACUGCAGGACCAUUGCCAAAGAGUUCAAGGGCAAGAUGCUGUUUGUUGUGAUUGAUGUGACAGAAGCCCUGUCUAAUGUGCUGAAUUAUUUCGGCGUGUCCGAGAACGACGCCCCCACUGCACGCUUGAUCAACAUGGACACAGGAAAGAAGUUCCGCAUUGGUGCCGGGGAUCUUACCCCAAAUUCACUGAGACAGUUGUGCCAAGACGUUGUGGACGGCACUGCCAAGCCCUACUAUCGGUCUGAGGAGAUCCCAGAGGACUGGAAUAAAGGACCAGUCAAAGUUCUGGUGGGGAAGAAUUUUGAGUCUGUUGCUCUGGACCCGACCAAAAACGUCUUUGUGGAGUUCUAUGCUCCAUGGUGUGCACACUGUAAGGAACUGACUCCCAUCUGGGAACAGCUGGGCGAAAAGUACGCCGACAAAGAUGACAUCAUCAUAGCCAAAAUGGACUCCACAGCCAACGAGGUGGAGUCUAUUGCCAUCCAGGGAUUCCCAACGCUCAAAUACUUCCCAGCUGGUGGCAAAGAGGUGGUCGACUACACUGGAAAUAGGGAUCUGGAGACCCUGUCUAAGUUCCUGGAUAAUGGAGGAGUGUUGCCUGAGGGAGGAAGUGAUGAAGAGGAAGAUGAGGAAGAUGAGGAUGAUAAGGAAGGUGACGGUGCUGUUGAUGAGGAGGCCGAUGAGUCUGCAGAGGUACCGACCAAUGGAACAUCUAAAGAUGAGCUGUGAUGUCACUUUGUUUUUUUCGGCCAAUCAACUUAGAACCUUCCAAUUAUUCUUAAUACAAUUAAUUUGGGUUACAAUGGGUCUUAAACACUGCUUAGGUUUGUCUUAAUGUUUGAUUUUAUACAAAACCGGAUUUGUUUUUUACAACAUAAUAGUCACUGUGUGUAAAUAUUACAUUUAAUAUCUCAUAAUGUCUAAUGAGUUCAAUUUCAUACACGUUUAUGUAACAAGUAAGUAACAUUGUUAAAUAUGACUUAGGCUAUUUCUGACUUUGACUGGAGUAAUGAAAAACAUAAAUAAAACAUAAAUAAGUUU
Molecule: messenger RNA, 2085 nt
Organism: Perca fluviatilis (European perch)
Lineage: Eukaryota; Metazoa; Chordata; Actinopteri; Perciformes; Percidae
Gene: pdia2
Product: protein disulfide isomerase family A, member 2
Exons: 11
Coding region: 70-1773 (567 amino acids)
Biological process (GO): response to endoplasmic reticulum stress; protein folding
Cellular component (GO): endoplasmic reticulum
Molecular function (GO): protein disulfide isomerase activity
Source: RefSeq, a predicted model, not a curated record